CAAUCGGCCUCUGCAGCGGGCCCGGCUACACUUAUCGCACAGACCUCUUGCAGAAGAUACAGCCGAAUCCCGCAGUCCCGAUCUGUGGGGUGCAUGCGGGUGUCACAGCGGCCCGACACAUCACGGACAGGCGCUACAGCAGUCUCCUUUAGUCCGAUGCCGAUGGGCGUGCAGUCCCGCCUCAGAUGCCGCCUCCACCAGCGUUCUUUGCGCCCAUGCGCCUCCAACCCCGAACAGUGUGUGCUCAGACUCGGACACCACCCGUCACCGGCGCCGAGAGAAGCGCACUCCACAAAGAUUCUCGUGACGCAUGAGACCCCCCUGCACGACAGACGCGCUGGUGCAGGCGGCAUCGCCGGUGCCCUGUAUGCUGCAGUUUUGUACCAUAUCUCCCAACAACAUUCGGGACAUCAAGUCUCUAAUCCUUUUGUAUCCCCGCGCGGCAUUCCACCCAUCCGAUCCUCGCCAGCUGCGCCACACAAGCCACCAACUCGUCAUUGUGCGGCCCUCCUGUAAUUCCGUCUCUGUCAACCCGAAUGAACGCAACCGUGCCUGCCACUCUCGUCGGCGAGCUCAUCUCCCGCAGGCAAUGACCAGGUACAGAUCCCGUGCCGACGCGCCCGCUCCAGACGCGUAAUGCUGAGAUCGGAAUCAGCUGGUCGAUCGGUCGAGUUGCCGGCGGCAGUGGCAUGACGUCAGGGACGGGGCGUGGCGUCCUUG
This is a messenger RNA of Cutaneotrichosporon oleaginosum, 720 nucleotides long. RefSeq lists its product as uncharacterized. Lineage: Eukaryota; Fungi; Basidiomycota; Tremellomycetes; Trichosporonales; Trichosporonaceae. The record is from RefSeq and is a predicted model, not a curated record.